AUGUUCGAUCCCCCGGGCCGCUACAACGGGGCGAGGCAUCGACUCCCGGAGGCCUUCGUCCUCGACGCCACCGGCAAAGAGCGGCGGAUGCCUUACUACGGCCUCGAUAUUGGCCCCCUCGACGUGGGCUCCGUGAUAGUGCUGCGAGGUGCUCCUCGUGGAGAGCACCUUGCGGCGUACUUGGUGGGAGAGGAGGAGCACCAGGGGGCGGAUGGGAGCCAGGAGAGUGGGCGAGGAGGAGGAGGAGGAGGAGGAGCGGGGAGUUCCCUCGGAGGAGGCGGUGGUGGCAUCAGCAACGGCGACGACGCCCGACGAAACCCCUCCGCCGGAAAACCACCAUUUUCGUCGUCGCCGGACAGCGGUAGUCGCAGCCAAGCCGAAAACUUGGAGCGAGCCGCCCAUAUACGAGGAGAGGCGCUGCGGGAGCUGGUUGGGAUCGGAGGAGGAGGAGGAGGAGCGACCUCGAACGGCGGUAGCGGCGGGGCCGGGGGGGCGAGUGCGCACGAGCUGUUUCGGCAGGCGGCAGACCUCGGGGACCCCGAUAGCUACUUCUACCUGGCCUUGCUGCAGUCCGCGGGGCUCCACGGGGGCGAGGCCGGGGCCGGGAAGGACCAGGCGCGGACGUGGGCUCUUUGCGGCACGCACGCCGCCAAUACAGACGCCAACCUUCUGCUCGGGUACCGUUUUCUUGCUGGCCUCGAAGAGAGAAAAGACGGAAUCACGUGCAACGAGGCCGUCCAUUUUUACCAGCUUGCCGUGGAUGAGCUUCGCCUGGGCUUGGAGGACGCCUCCCAGGAUCUAUACCCUCCCGCGGACGUGUUUCGCCUCGGCGUCGAGCAUGGCUUGGGGGCAUGGGGCGUGGCCGGCGGCGGCGGCGGCGGAAGGGGUGACGGUGCCGGGGGGUUAGGUUACCUUCCUGGGGGCGCCGCAGCGGGCGGAGGUGGAGGGGGUGGUGGCGGACAAGGCGGACCGGCGCGAGGGGAUAUGGCUUUUGCGGACGAUGCGCUGCUGAGGGCAGAAGCUGGCGAUCCCUCCGCUACGAUGAUGAUGGGGUACCUCCACAUGGUCGGUUCCGAGGAGAUGGGCAUCACCCCGGACUUCGCGAAAGCGGAACAGCUCAUGUGGGAGGCGGUGAAGAACGGGGACCCGGGAGGCUACGCCUACCUCGCGUGGAUGCACCACAACGGCCACAUCGGCGGGCACCUGCCCCCGCACCUGCAGCCGCGGCUGCCCGACGGGGGCGGGGAAGGGGACGAGCGCGCCAAAGGCGGCGGGAAGCUGGCCUCCCGGAGGGAGGGCGACCUCAGGGCGAUGGCGUACGCGCUCUGGGGGAAGGAGCGGGUGGACGGGACCAACGUCGGGAGGGGGGUCCCCGAGACGAUUACCGAGGGGGGUGGUGGUGCCGGGGGGCCCGCCGGUGGGAAGGGGGGUAGUAGGUCCAGAGGGGUUAAGGGCGGCAGCGGUAGCGCUAAGGAAAUCGGGGUUGAUGAUGGUGAUGAUGGUUACGACGACGACAACGACUACUACGGGUACAGCGAUGAUGGUCGAGGGCAGCGCGCUGCCGGCGGCGAGGACGGUCGGGAGCUGAUGCCCGGGGAGGACAUGUGGGGCGGGGAGGCCAGCGAGGAGUCGUGGGAGUGGGAGACGAUCGGGGGCGGGGUCAGCGGCGCGAUCGCGGCGGCGGACCUGUACGUUGACGGUUUCAAGGCGGGAGACCCGGCCUGCGCCACUGGCCUCGCGGACAUGUGGCUGCACGGCGAAUACUCGGACACAAGGGACGGCAGGGGGGCCGGCGGGAAGUACCCCAUGCUUCAGGCGUACCUCUUGUUCACUCAGGCGCUGGAAAUGGGCAAGAAGUUCGGCGAGCCGCAGACGAUCGCGGCCCUUCGGAUCGGCAGCAUGUUUCAGCACGGCCUGGUCCCUUACCUGGGUUACAACACCACGGAGGCGUUGUCCUACUACCAGGAGUCUGCGGACAACGGGGGAAUGGACGCCAUCCUGGUCCUCGCAGACCUACACCUGGCCGGAUUCAAGGGAGCGCUGGAGAAGUCUUGCAAGACGGCGGCCGGGCUGUACCAGAAGUACGCCAACCUCUGCAUCAAGGACGGAGCGUUGGCGCACGGCAGGCUGACGUUCGAGCAGGGUCAGUACCAAGAGGCGUUCGUACACUACCUCAUCGCCGCCGAACAAGGCAACAAGGAAGGACAGGCCUCGUUGGCGUGGCUGCUGGACAGGAGCAUGGCCGCCGCCGCCCCGGGCACUUCCUGGCCCUCGUCGCUGGUGCGUCGGGCCUGGGAUAGCCUUGUUGGCGACGGCGGCGGCGGCGGCGGCGGCGGCGGUGGCGGCGGUGGUGGCGAUAUCGGGCCAAGCGGUGGCGAUGAGCGCGUCGAAGACGCAAGCGGUUGGCCUGACGAAGGAGGAAGCGGCGGUGGCAGUGCGACCGGUAGCGGGAGUGGGAUGAGGAGGGGGAGGAGGAGGAGGAGAAGCGGUGUUGGCGGCGUUGCCGACGCCGUCCGCCAGAUGGGCGGGGACCCCGAAGCCAUGGCGCGCCGUUACCGUAGGCUCGCCGCUGAGCAGGGGGACUCAGAAGCGAGGUGCGACAUAGCGGACCACCUGUAUCGGCAGGCGAAGGACAUGGGGGCCGUCGCGCCGGGCACCGGUUGGUUGCCCGCAUGGGCCCGAACUACUACCACCACCACCACCAACAACAACAACAACAACAACAACGACGACGACGACGAUGACAACGGCGAUGACAACAAAAACAAAGCCAGUGACGACGAGAACAACCAUCAGCAGAGGAAGAAGAAGCGUCUCAAACCGAUUGGUCAAGGGGGAAUCGGAGCGACUACGGGCGGCGGCGGCGGCGGCUACGGGCGCGAGAGCGAGGACGAGCGGCUAGCGCGGGAGAGCGACGCGGCGCAGCUGCUGUCGGACGCGGUGGCGUACUACAGGCUUGCGGCGGAGGGGGGGCGGGGGGAGGGAGGCCUGGGCGGCAGUAGUCCCAGCCAACGGGGCUUGUUUUCGCUGGGUUGGAUGCACCAGCACGGAGUAGGCGUCGAGGCCGACCCGGCUCUGGCGCGCGAGCUCUACCGACGGUCGGGGUCCGCCCCGGCGUUGCUGGGCCUCUGGAUGAUGGGGGCGUCGGACCUCGCGUUGGAGAUCGGAGCUCCGCUAGCGGUGUCGGUCGUCGUCGUUGCGGCCACGAUGCUUGCGAUGAGGCUCCUGGGUAAGCGGCGCCGGGGCGGGAGUGGCCGCCGGCACCGCCAACCCGUCCAAGCAGGAGCGGCAGCAGCAGCAGCGGUGGCAGGCGGGAGGGGAAGAGGAGGACGCCGACGACGAGGAGGAGGAGGAGGAGGAGGAGGCCGGGUGGGGGGGAGCGCCCUGCUGAUGCAGAGGGAAGGGGAGGAGGAGGAGGCAGAAGAAGAAGAAGAGGCGGUUGUUGAUGCCACAGGCCUCGUGGGGGAGGAACCGCGGAUAGGAUAA
Ectocarpus siliculosus is the source of this 3486-nucleotide messenger RNA. The record is from the annotation of a GenBank genome assembly. Lineage: Eukaryota; Phaeophyceae; Ectocarpales; Ectocarpaceae.